Orussus abietinus is the source of this 586-nucleotide messenger RNA. RefSeq names its product huntingtin-interacting protein K. The record is from RefSeq and is a predicted model, not a curated record. The coding region runs from base 108 to 467 and encodes 119 amino acids. The transcript is spliced from 3 exons. Gene Ontology annotation, biological process: protein stabilization; negative regulation of apoptotic process. NCBI's taxonomy places the organism in Eukaryota, Metazoa, Arthropoda, Insecta, Hymenoptera, Orussidae.
AUUGGGUAUCCAGCGACAAUACGGAACUGGGCUUCUAUGGAGGCUUCUGUAUUCUUUGGUUUUGCUUGGCAAACAAGUGUUUUAAACUAUUUUAAACAGGACAAAAAAUGGCGGAUGAGGAUGUCAACGGUGACUCCGAUGAAGUGCAGCAAGAAAAGUCACAGAAGAAAGUAGCAAAAUAUGACAGCGGGGCUGCCGAUUUAGAAAGGGUCACGGAUUAUGCGGAGGAAAAAGAAAUAUCUUCUUCCGAUGGGUUCUCUUGCGCUUUAAGUAUAAUUGGAGAUCGACGGAAUAAAGAAGCUGCGGAGAAAAAGGCAAAAGAGAAGGAACUGCUCAAGGUAUCGAUUAAGAAGGAAGACGUCGAUCUCAUCAUGAAAGAGAUGGAGAUAAGUCGGAACCUUGCGGAGCAAACGCUCAGGGAGCACAGUGGAGAUGUCGUAGAAGCACUUAUCACAUUGACAAAUUAAAAGUACGAGACUAACGUGACUCCGUUCGUCACAUUGUAAAUUACAAAGACAGUGCAAACUUGUAAAAGGAGUUUUGGUUAUGAAUAUUUAUUAACAUAAAUUAAGAAACAUGCCAAAAA